AUGCCUCUCAAGGGCGACAAAGGCCGUAAUACAACUGGACACAUGGCAUUGACACAAUUUAUCGAAGUCAUGAAGUUCGCUUACCUUCAAUUGUUCGCGCUCCUUGGAGGUCGAAUGGCGCAAGCCAGCCAAAUCUUAGUUCCUGGUUGUGGCUUGGUCGAGCCCGGCAAAGGUGACGACAUUUGUCCAACCGCAUCUCUGUGGAUGGGUCAGUAUGACUUGAUUACAUUAGAAGAUUUCUCCAGCGAUUCGGACGUUGAAGGAACUUCCUUUGUUGGCGGCAACAUAAUCUCCUCUCAAUCGGCAAACUUCGCCAUCCAUAUGACUAGCCUCGACCCGAAGCUGCCGGGACUAGAAGUGGCUGGUUCCAUCGCUGACGGAAGUCCUCUCAAUGUCAACCGUGGGAGUCUCGUAAUCGGUACGGGCUCAAUCACGGGAAGCGGGCCUGUUCCGUACAAAGUUGGGAAUCGUCGGAUAAAUGCAAACGCUGGAAAUGAAGGAGCAAAAGUUAGAAAGGAUAUCACCCUCCGAGACAAGGCCGGCCAAAUUGAGCGGGAGUUGAAAAAAUGGUCUAUUGAACUCAACAAUCUUUCAGCCCCCAACACAUACACCCGUCCCACAAAUCAGCAUGGGCCUUUCAUUCUCAACGCAAAGACAAAAGAUAUUAACGGAGUUGCAGUGUUUUGGAUCACAGCCAAUCACUUGUUCGGCAACGACAAAGUUCAACAAGUUGAGCUACGAAACGACGUGAACGCUGCAAUGGUCGUCAUCAAUGUUGCAGGCAAAACAAUUAACUGGAAUUCUGGCAACAUGGUUGGUGCUUUCAAUAACAAGUCCGUUCGCGGAACGACGGUCUGGAACUUUUUCGAAGCCGAGAAUAUCGACUUCGGAUCGAAGAACUUUAUGGGGGCAUUGUUGGCUCCCCUAGCACACGUCAAAACUCGAGGCAACAUCGACGGCGCCACAGCCGUUCGUAUGCUGACAAUCAAUGCUGAAGUUCAUCUCCCUACGCUUUCCUCUGUUUGUCCCGACCACGCGGGAGCAAGUGCUCAAAUAUCUCCGACCGUGCCAAUCUCUGACAGCGCACCAAAACAAUUGCCAGCUGCAUCCGUUACCAAAGCUCCUACGCGUGCACCUGUGGUACCUCCAACGCCUGCUCCGGUAGCAACACCUACAGGAGGAAACAGUGGGCAGUGCGUUGCUGAUUGGCAGGAUUGCUCUAAGAGCCCGUCCUGUUGUGGGACUUCAGUCUGUGUCUUUCACAACCAGUGGUAUAGCCAAUGCAAGCCCAAACCUUCAAGCUUUUCUGGGCAAUUCAGUGUAAGCCCGCCGCCUCCACAAACAACAGUGGUGGGCAAUGUGUGGCUCUCUGGGGCGAUUGUUCAAAGAAUCCCUCGUGCUGCGGCAGCAUGGUACAGUCAGUGCAGAAAUUAA
Phaeodactylum tricornutum CCAP 1055/1 is the source of this 1434-nucleotide messenger RNA. RefSeq lists its product with no specific name. The record is from RefSeq and is a predicted model, not a curated record. The coding region runs from base 1 to 1434 and encodes 477 amino acids. NCBI's taxonomy places the organism in Eukaryota, Bacillariophyta, Bacillariophyceae, Surirellales, Neidiaceae. The transcript is spliced from 5 exons.